Ruditapes philippinarum (Manila clam) is the source of this 913-nucleotide messenger RNA. Its product is annotated as patched domain-containing protein 3-like. Gene Ontology annotation, cellular component: membrane. The transcript has 6 exons. The record is from RefSeq and is a predicted model, not a curated record. Lineage: Eukaryota; Metazoa; Mollusca; Bivalvia; Venerida; Veneridae. The annotation marks the transcript as partial.
AUGAGAUGUAACACUAUAUAUGAGACCGUUGAGCGGAAGAUUGGAAGCGUCUUUGCGAAAUAUGGCCGUUUUGUUUCCCAUCAUGCCUGGAAAAUUAUUGUUGCCACGAUCAUUAUCAAUGGAGCGCUUGGUAUUGGAAUGAUGAGACUUCAAUCUAACACAGACGCUGAAAACCUAUAUCUACCGCAAGGAACUCAAGCACGCAAGGACAAAGAUAGAGUGGAGAGUAUUUUCCCAGAUCUCAGUGGCUCAAACUAUAAUUCCUUGCACGUGACUGUACCCAGACAAUAUUUUGCGGGGAUAAUUGUAAAAUCAAAAACUGGUAACCUUCUGGACAGACCAGUACUGGAGGAAAUAAAAGCAUUGUCGGAACUUAUUCAAAAUAUCGUGACCACGGAUGGUGAUGGUUCAACAAUAAAUAAUUUCAACUCAACAACAAAAGGAACGCAGAAUUAUGCUCGUGAUGUAGGAGGAAGUUUAAGUUUUGACGGCACAGGUCAGUACCUGACGAAAGUAAUCUACUUAACGAUUGUGUUCAACAUACGCACGGAUGGUGACCUGUAUAAGAAGAAGGCAGAUAAAUGGGUGGAUGCAUUCAGAGUGAGACUAGAAUCGUUCUCCAGCAGUAAUAUAGACAUAGCAUAUGGUCACCUUAAUUCAUUAGAUGAGGAAAUUGACAAGAAUGUAUCCGGGGACAUAGCAUUAUUUGCUGCUACCAUUUCUUUGAUGAUCACAUACGCAUGUAUAGCAUGCCUUUCUGCCAGAUUUACAGAUCAGGUUGGUCAGAGAAUGUGGCUUGGAUUUGCUGGAAUCCUUGCAGCUGGAUUUGCUAUUGUCUCGAGUUUUGGAUUAUGUGCAGCAAUCGGGGUUGAGUUUGUCAGCAUUGUUGGUGUUGUACCAUUUCUCGUCAUAG